CGAAAACGCGGCAGUGAUGCUUCACCAUUGAUUACCGUUUCCACCGCUGACGUCGCGCGUAAAUCUGAUGUACUAUACGCCAAGUUUUGUGCCAGUGUUUUGAACCCUGAUCCCACGGAAGAUCCGCGAGCAUCGUCCUCAAAGCAGCUGCGUCAUGAUGCUGGCCCCGUGGCCGCACCCGUGUCUGCCUCCGCCACGCCAGUGCCACCCCUUAUGCGUAAUGCGGUGGACCCAGCUGGUUCCACAAGCUUCCCGGAUUUCGGUCGAUCCACCCAACACUAUAACCCCGAUCCGUAUCAUUUCUACCGGGUUCCGCCUUCUGCCACAGACAGUCAUCAUUAUAUAAGUGAAAGCUAUGCGUGUCGAUCCAACGGUUCCUCAUGCAAUCCCUAUCACUCGCCCCAGCCCCAAUUUCAUCCACAACAAUCCCUUCAUUCGCAUCCGGGCUCAUCCAUACCCGCUUACUCCGGUUCACCAUUUGAUCCUGCUCACUGUCGGCGAUUUCGUCAGGGGAUGACCGGAUCCGAUCGGUACAACUCCUCCUAUCAAACGAAUGCGCUUUGCCGAGAUCCUUCGCAACUGUAUCCGUCUGCAGAAGAUAUAUAUGCUCGCUACCUCGCCGAUUCCGCAUACCGUUCCCGACCCGAUGUUCCGAAUCCUCUGACUACUUCCCAUACAGCAGGCUCAGCUGAGUCUCCAAUGGAUCAGUUUUCAUCGACUGUGGAUCCUCUCGCAUCGUGGCUACAAUUCCAGGGCAACGCACAACACAUGCAAUAA
Messenger RNA from Echinostoma caproni, 777 nucleotides. Lineage: Eukaryota; Metazoa; Platyhelminthes; Trematoda; Plagiorchiida; Echinostomatidae. The record is from the annotation of a GenBank genome assembly.